AGAGAUAUAUUAUCAGUAUAUUUUGAUACUUCAGUAACAAUGGUUCGCUGGGACGUGAAAGGUAAAUCGUUGCUUAUCACCGGAGGAGCGUCAGGUUUGGGGGCGGCUUAUGUCCAGAGCUUCCUGAAGGCAGGAGUGAAACAAGUCGCUAUUCUAGAUAUAGCUGAAGAUGUAGGAAAAGCAUUCACCGCAGAUCUGAACAAAACAUACCCUGGGAAGGUUAUCUUCGUGAAAUGCGACGUGGGCAACGAAGAGUGCAUUACUGCAGCAUUCAAUGAGGUCGUUGCCAAGUUCAAGACUGUUGACAUUGUUUUCAAUAAUGCAGGGAUCAUGAAUGACGCGCCUCAUAUAUGGAGAAAGAUGUGUGACGUCAACGUGCAAGGGUUGAUAUCAUUCACGUACAAAGCCAUCAAGCACAUGCGCACGGACGAGGGCGGUGUUGGCGGUACCAUAAUUAACAUCGCGUCCACCGCCGCGAUAACCAAGGCCGACCUGCUGCCAGCAUACUUCGCUACCAAAUCUGCUGUCCUACAGUUCUCACAGUGCAUCGCUGGUAAUUUAUUCGAGCAAGCCGGUAUAAGAAUACUGACCCUAUGCCCGGGUGCCACGGACACGCCGCUUUUACAUAACUUGAAGCAAAAAGGCAGCGAUGAAAAAUCUGGAGAAAAACUCGACAAUCACAUAUCCAACCCCUUAGUUAUCACACAAUCCGUGGAUUCAGCAGUGAACGCAAUGUUGAAGAUGUACGAGGAGGGAGAGAACGGGUCUAUUUGGUUGACAACCGAUAACAAACCGGUAAAGAACAUCACGCCCGUUGUUGACGCUGCAUUUAACAGUUUCAUGGAUGCUAUCAUGAAGUAAAAGUAUUUAAAAAG
Messenger RNA from Papilio machaon (common yellow swallowtail), 875 nucleotides. Its product is annotated as short chain dehydrogenase/reductase dpmpG. The record is from RefSeq and is a predicted model, not a curated record. Gene Ontology annotation, molecular function: oxidoreductase activity, acting on the CH-OH group of donors, NAD or NADP as acceptor. The coding region runs from base 40 to 861 and encodes 273 amino acids. NCBI's taxonomy places the organism in Eukaryota, Metazoa, Arthropoda, Insecta, Lepidoptera, Papilionidae. Gene Ontology annotation, cellular component: cytoplasm. The transcript has 5 exons.